This is a messenger RNA of Haliotis rufescens (red abalone), 3878 nucleotides long. Its product is annotated as tuftelin-interacting protein 11-like. The coding region runs from base 146 to 2596 and encodes 816 amino acids. The record is from RefSeq and is a predicted model, not a curated record. The transcript has 2 exons. NCBI's taxonomy places the organism in Eukaryota, Metazoa, Mollusca, Gastropoda, Lepetellida, Haliotidae. Gene Ontology annotation, molecular function: nucleic acid binding. Gene Ontology annotation, cellular component: U2-type post-mRNA release spliceosomal complex. Gene Ontology annotation, biological process: spliceosomal complex disassembly.
CAGAAACUUCCUGUCUUCACACGGUGCGAGAGCGUUUGGGCACCGUUUGGAGAACAUUUAUCAAACGUACUGACGUACAGACGUUUAUGCAAUUGUGAAAGGAUUAGUCCUGCCAAUAUAUUGCACCGAACGCUAUCAGAUCAAAAUGUCAUCCCCAGAAGUUGAGCGUUUCGAGGUAACUGAUCGGGAUUUGGAAGACAUUUUUACCCCUCGAGUUUUCCGCCAAUCCAAGAACCAAGCGAUAUAUGGUAUUUGGGCAGAGAAAGAGGACGAAGAAGAAGAAGAGAGACCAAGCUUUGGGGGAGGUAAAAGAAAAAAAGAUUAUACUGCACCUGUUAAUUUCAUCAGUGGCGGAUUCAAGAGAGAAUUGAAAAAAGAAGACCAGACUGGGAGCGAUUCCAAUGAUUCAGGCGCUUCUGUACCCAUCAAGAAAGAAAAAUGGACUGCCAGCAGAAGACCGUUUGCAUCAAAGGGUGGACCGGUUAAACAAACUACACCUCACUUUCUUAAAGGUCACCAUGAAACGAGAGAAUUUGGGGACUGGGAAAAACACACGCGAGGCAUUGGGCAGAGGAUUUUACAGAAGAUGGGUUACAAGCCAGGCGAGGGCUUGGGGACUGAGGGGCAGGGCAUCACCACGCCUGUGACAGCUGUCAAGAGAAAGGGUAAAGGAGCUAUUGGUUUCCAUGGAUCAGAGAGAUCAGCAAGAUCUAUGGUUGAUUUCCCUGUGGUUGAUUCGGAGGAAGAGGAUGAGAAGAAGUUUCAGGAAGAACUUCACCAAUGGAAGCGUACAGAAACUAAAGCAAAGAAACCAAAAUAUGUGUACAAAACUGCACAAGAAGCUAUUGAUGGGGGUCAAGGUCGCAAGAAGAAGUCUUACGAUAUGAAAGCAAGCAAGGUGAAGGUUAUUGACAUGACGGGACGUGAGCAGCGCGUCUUGACCGGUUAUCAUGCCAUCUCCCACAGACAUGACAAACCAGAUGAGGAAGAAGUGGUUUACACUGACGAGAAACAGAUACGAAUGUUUGACAUGCCAGAAUUGCUGCACAACCUUAAUUUAUUGGUUGACAUGGCAGAAGAAGAUAUUAUCUUGAAUGACAGAAAACUUAAACAUUCCAAGGACUCAGUUGUCAACAUAGAGCAUGAAAAGAAGCGCUUAGAUGCUGUUUGUGAUGAUGAAGAAAAGCACCUUGAGAAACUGUCAAAAUUGUUGGAAGUUAUUGAGGACUGUGAAAAAAGAACGCAGCCAAACUGUGAGGUGCCCAUCACUUUGGAUGAAUGCGUUGAUGUGUUCAAGAUGAUGCAAAAGGACUACUAUGAAGAAUACAAAUUGUAUGACAUGGAUGCCCUGGCAAUAGCAUUGGUGUUUCCACUAAUGAAGGCUUUCUUUGCACCUUGGGAACCACUAAGUGAACCAGGCUAUGGCUUCAACACAGUCCGGGAGUGGAGAGUGUUGCUGGAGGAGCCUGGCGGUCAGCACCAUGACAUCAAUGAUAUGGACACCUACCAACGUCUUCUCUGGGACACCUGGCUGCCCCCAGUCCGCAGUGGCAUCCUCCGAUGGAACGUCCGAAGCUACGACCCACUGGUCUGUGUACUGGAGACUUGGCAACCUGCCUUGCCCCGUUGGAUCAUGGAGAACAUCCUGGAUCAGCUUGUGUUGCCAAGGCUACUACAGGAGGUGGAAGCAUGGAACCCACUCACAGACACAAUUCCUGUGCACGCCUGGAUCCAUCCAUGGCUGCCUCUGAUGGCAGACAAACUGGAACCCCUCUACGCUCCCAUCAGACAUAAGCUUGCUAAUGCUCUGGUCAACUGGCAUCCAUCUGAUGCCUCAGCUAAGAUUAUUCUUCAGCCAUGGCUUGGUGUGUUCAAGCAGGGACAUAUGGAUGCAUUUUUGGUCAAAAACAUUUUACCGAAGUUGGGUCAGGCUAUUCAGGAGAUGCACAUCAAUCCCCAUCAACAGGUUCUGAAUCCAUGGAGAUGGUUCAUGGCCUGGUACAGCAUCCUUCCAACACAGCAUCUCAUAUCAGUAUUGGACAAAGCCUUCUUUCCACGAUGGCUACAGGUUUUAUGUGGCUGGUUGAGCAAUAUGCCAAAUUUUGAUGAAAUCACCAAAUGGUAUCUUGGAUGGAAGGCCCAGUUUCCUGAGGAGAUGAAAUCCCAUGCAGUGAUUAAAGAACAAUUCAACAAAGCCCUUGAGAUAAUGAAUCAGUCAGUCUCGGGCCACUUCCAGCCUGGAGUGCGUGAAAACAUGGCCUACUUCACCCACACUGAGCGUCGUCAGAUGGAUGUGCAACCGCCAGUGCAGCCUCAACCAUCACAGACUCAAGCUCAGGCAGAGACUAUGCAAGCUGUUCGGAGUGUCAACCCAUCCGUGCCAACAAGCUUCAAGGACUUGCUUGAAAGAAAAGCUAAUGAUAAUAACAUUUUGUUCAUGCCCAUUGCUGGCAAGUCUCAUGAGGGACAUCAAGUGUAUCGUUUCGGCAACCUGCAGAUCUACUUAGACCGCAGUGUUGUGUUCAUGUACACUGGGAACACCCAGAGUUGGGUGCCAGUGUCACUGCAACAUCUAAUAGACAAUGCAAUCAGAUGAAAGUCUAGUUGUUGAUGUGGCUGUGCAUCUUCCGAAGGCAAGGGUUAACUGACCAUUAAAGUCCAGUUUCCACCCUUACCGAACUAGUCUUGAAUUUCCAGGCUCGAUAUUAGCACCAGCAGUGGCUAUUACGAGUUAUGUCCCUUCUAUGUCCCUCCUAUCAAACAAUCAGAUUCCAUCUCUCAAAUCACUUGUAUUUGCUUCAAACAAAAUGGUGGCGCACAGUCAAGACAAUCUGAUCGAUAAUCAAAAUCUAUUUUGAAUAAAACAGGUCUUACCUCAUGAAGUGCAUAAAAUCACUUGAGCGCCUUAAUUAGAAACAUAAGAUUUGCGAAAUAUCUGUCGAAGCCCAGUUGGCGGUACACAUGCUUUACAAAACCUGCAGUUGACCAAACUUUGCAUGUUGAAAGCCUUUACAAGUCUUUACAAACUGGAUGUCUAGUUCCUUUGCGCAAUUUUGAUGGGCCAAUGCAUUGACUCGUUAGUCCAGCCAAACUGUAACUCUGGAAUUCCAGCCUAGUUCUGCAAGCGUGGGAACUGGACUUUGAUAGUCGGUUAUCUCCCUUGCCUCAAGAAGAUGGUGGCUGUGGAGCAAGACAUUGCUGUUGUUUGAGUCAAAGAAAUAAAUGGUGCAUUAUGAACAUCAGAUUCAACAAAUGAGGGAAAUGUUACUGUGUGUCUUUAUUUUUGUAUGGAAAAGACUAUUCAUUUAAGACAAAUCAUGCUUCCAAUGAUUUUGCGAGGAAAUCUGGUUAAAUCACAACAUGUUGCUUUUCUUCCAUCAAUAUCCUUUCGGGGUGAAACGAUACAAGGUCAGGGUAUGAUACAUGUCACGAUACACAGGUCACAAUACAAUAUGUAUUGCGAUACUCAUAUUUACGUUAAAAAUGUGUGGAAACUUCUUGAUUAUAAAUAUUUCAGAGCAGGUUCAAAAGGAAAAGCUGGUGGGGCACGGGUGGCCCAGUUGUCUAAGGGACAGCGAAACCUAUGGUUGUGGGUUCGAAUCCCAGUUUGCCCUGAUUAUGUUUCUAGGUUUGUCAGCACCAUACUAGUGCUCGUGGGUUUCACCGAAGUGAUAAACGUCUGAGACCUGCAUCACUUCGGGCUUUCCUCCCACAUUACACACAUGAUUAAGCUGACCAACGUGAUAUGACUGGAACUGUUAAAAGUCAUGAUGCACUGGUACACUGAUGUAUUGUUUUACCACUAAUAUCCAUCAUCUUAUAUAAACAAGGAUUAAAAAAUGUUGACAUGUGGUAUGAGUAAACUUGAUAACUGUGUA